AUGGGACUUAAGUGGGAACAGCUCAAGGAGCGGCUCCAAGUGCCCAAGGACAAGCACUCGUACUACGACAAUACCAGGUGGUGCAACAGGGAUUUAAUCCCCAUGCCCCCGGAGAGGCGGACCUGGGGUAUCUGGGGAUAUUGUGGAUACUGGACUGUCUCUGGAUCCUGUAUUUCAGCAUGGUCGACGGGAAGUACACUGCUCGCCUUUGGGCUCAGCCCACAGCAAGCCAUCGGUGUCGUUAUCUUGGGAGGUGUUCUCACAGGUCUCCUGGCCGUCGCGUGUGGCUGGAUGGGUGAGAACCACCAUAUUGGCUUCACCGUGUCCUCUCGAUUUUCCUGGGGCAUGCAGGGGAGCUACUUUCCCGUCGUGCUUCGCAUCUUCGUGGCUUGCAUGUGGUUCGGGAUGCAAGCGUACUGGGGAGGACAAGCUACGAGGGUUCUAUGGGGUGCUAUAAUCCCAGGCUUUGCGCACAUGAAGAACUAUUUCAGCGAGGGCUCCCACCUUUUGACCAACGACUUCAUCGGGUUGCUGAUUUGGAUGGCCGCUUUCAUCCCGCUCGUCUUGGUGCGUCCCGAGCGCCUACAAAUUCCCUUUGCGAUCUCCUUCGUCCUCUUCGCCGGAUCCUGCUUCGGAUUGCUCAUAUGGUACGUGACAGCGGCUCGAGGAGUUGGCUCAAUGUUUCGUGAGCCCGGAUCAAGCGACAACGUGGGCUGGGCGUUUAUGUUCGGCAUCACGGCGAUUCUCGGCGCCUGGGGCGCUGGAACCUUGGGUCAAUCGGACUGGACGAGGUAUGCCAACCGUAAAUUUGCUCCAACCCUGUCCCAGCUGGUUGCCGCUCCAGUCACCAUCGCCGUCACUGCAACGAUUGGAAUUGUUGUCACUAGCGCCGCGAAGGACAUUCUUGGGGGAGACAUUAUAUGGAAUCCCAUCUAUUUGUUGGCGGAUAUCCAAGAAGAAUACCACUCCAGCCCCAGAGCCAGAGCCGGUGUAUUCUUUGGAAGCCUGGGGCUUGUUAGCUCACAACUUGCCAUCUCUGUUGUCUUGAACUCGGUGUCCACGGGCAUGGACAUGGCUGGUCUGUGUCCCAAGUAUAUCAACAUCAUCCGUGGGAGCUAUAUCAUGGCGGUCAUCGGCAUUGCCACUCAGCCGUGGCAACUUUUGAGCACAGCAGACAAGUUCCUCAAAGUCCUAAGCGGCUUUGGCGUUUUCAUGGCCCCCGCAACCGGAGUCAUGUUGGCCGACUACCACGUCGUGCGUCGCACCAAGCUGAAGCUCAACGACCUGUACACCGGGGAUAGCUCGUCGAUCUAUUGGUUCAACAAAGGCGUCAACUGGCGCGCCAUUGUCGCCUUCUUCUCUGGUGUCUGGCCCUUGUUGCCUGGUCUGGUGGGAACCGUCAACAGCCUCACAGACGCCUCCUUCGUCGGCUGGAUCCGUCUAUACAAUCUGACCUUCAUCGUCGGCCUAGCCAUGAGCUUCUCCGUUUUCUGGGUCCUGAACUUCUUCUUCCCGCCGCCUGGUCUGGGCGAAGAGGCUCCCUUCGUGGAGGACGACGUCCUUUACGGGGUCGACGAGCGCAGUUCGGAAAGCGCAGAUGAGAAGAACGUCGCCAUUGGGACCGGCGGCAACGGCAACGGCGGCGACAAUAAGCAAGGAGCUGUGGCGACCGUCUCCGUGUAG
This is a messenger RNA of Cladophialophora psammophila CBS 110553, 1683 nucleotides long. RefSeq lists its product as uncharacterized. The coding region runs from base 1 to 1683 and encodes 560 amino acids. The transcript is spliced from 10 exons. Lineage: Eukaryota; Fungi; Ascomycota; Eurotiomycetes; Chaetothyriales; Herpotrichiellaceae. Gene Ontology annotation, molecular function: nucleobase transmembrane transporter activity. Gene Ontology annotation, biological process: nucleobase transport; transmembrane transport. The record is from RefSeq and is a predicted model, not a curated record. Gene Ontology annotation, cellular component: plasma membrane.